Molecule: messenger RNA, 1113 nt
Organism: Mycetomoellerius zeteki
Lineage: Eukaryota; Metazoa; Arthropoda; Insecta; Hymenoptera; Formicidae
Product: odorant receptor 46a-like
Exons: 5
Coding region: 1-1113 (370 amino acids)
Biological process (GO): sensory perception of smell; detection of chemical stimulus involved in sensory perception of smell
Cellular component (GO): plasma membrane
Molecular function (GO): odorant binding; olfactory receptor activity
Source: RefSeq, a predicted model, not a curated record
AUGCACGUGCUGAAAUUUACCCUCACUAUCUGUACAAUUGCUGGAUUUUGGCAACCGCCUUCAUGGACAUCCUUGUUGAACCAUAUAAUUUACAAAUCUUACGCAAUGUUUCUGGUCCUUUCAUUAAAUAUAUUUGCAAUAUCCCAAUUUAUGGAUAUCGUACUGAAUGUCGAUAACUCUGACGAACUCACCGAUUCAUUAUACAUGAUGUUGACCGUAUUUGUCGCGGGUUAUAAAAAUAUUUGUUUGUGGAUAGAUCGUAAAAAUGUCAGAAUGCUAGUCAACGUUCUCCGAAAAAAUCCUUUUAAACCAAGUGAAUCCCACGAAAUAACAAUUCGACAGCGAUUUGAUAAAAGAAUACAGAAUGUUGCGAUGCGGUAUUUAACCCUCGUGGGUUCAGCCGUUGUCGUAGUAAUUAUAUCAUCUAUCUUCAUGGAUCUUUCAAAAGGAAACUUAACAUACAGAGCAUGGAUACCGAUCGAUUAUUCAACCCCAAUUGCAUUUACUUUCGUAUAUACUAACCAAAUGAUAGGCAUGUCAACUUCCGGUUUAGUAAACGUCGCUUGCGAGAGUCUGGUUUGCGGAUUCUUGCUGCACAUAUGUUGUCAAUUCGAGAUACUGGAAUAUCGAUUGAAACAUAUCAAUCAGAAUCAAAACAUUCUGCGCGAUUGUAUUAAUCAUCACAAUUAUAUAGUUAAAUAUGCGCACACAAUAAAUGACAUGUUCGCGAAAAUAAUUGCUGUUCAAUUCGCGGUGAGCAUGAUGGUGGUAUGCUCAAAUUUAUAUCGAAUAGCUAUGGCAACAGAGUAUAUGAAAUUUAUUCCACUGAUGAUGUAUACAGGCUGCAUGUUGGCACAGAUUUUCAUCUAUUGUUGGUUUGGAAAUGAAGUCAAGUUGAAAAGUCUUCAGUUAGCGAAUAAUGUUUAUAAUAUGAAUUGGUUGGAACUUAGCAAUAGCAGCAAGAAAGGUCUACUAAUAAUUAUGAAACGUUCGACGUUUCCCAUCGAAUUUAGUAGCGCGUAUAUUGUCACGAUGAAUCUUGAAUCGUUCGUAGCCUUACUUAAGAUGUCAUAUUCGGCUUUCAACUUGCUGCAUCAAACACAAGAACAAUAA